Messenger RNA from Amphiprion ocellaris (clown anemonefish), 8702 nucleotides. RefSeq names its product guanylate cyclase 1, soluble, alpha 2 (gene gucy1a2). Lineage: Eukaryota; Metazoa; Chordata; Actinopteri; Pomacentridae. Gene Ontology annotation, biological process: cGMP biosynthetic process; response to oxygen levels. The transcript has 9 exons. The record is from RefSeq and is a predicted model, not a curated record. Gene Ontology annotation, molecular function: guanylate cyclase activity; heme binding. Gene Ontology annotation, cellular component: guanylate cyclase complex, soluble. The coding region runs from base 900 to 3317 and encodes 805 amino acids.
UCUCUCUCUCUCUCUCUCUCUGCCCCCGUCUCGCGCACCUCCACAUCAGCCGCCUCUGUCAGCUUCACACCGACAACCGGAGGACCGAAGACGGAGCACUGGGGAGCGCAGACGAUGGACGAACGAUGAGAGGACGGUUAUCCGGCAGACAGGAGCACCGCUGUCGCAGAGGAGAGGAGGAGGGAGGGAGGGAGGCAGACACAUCUGCGGUGACUUUGGGGAUUUCUCUCCGGCAGCGUGGGGAAGGAGAAGACGCCGAAAUUCACCGCGAAUGAGAGGAGUAAUUAAGAUGGACUACCAUGGUGGACCAGCGUCCUGUCCGUUUUGGCGACCUUUCUGUCCCAGGCUGCUUUGAGAUAGUUCGUGUUUAAUUUAGAAACAAAAAAAACGCCUGUAGUUAGAAAAACACAGUCGCUAGGGGGUUGUCUAUUUUUCUAUUUCUGUAUUUAUUUACAGGAGGCGUCCACUGGAGAGUGUUUGGCCACCCAGGGAGCCGGCUGGACGCGUUUUUUGGGGGGUAAAGCAGGACGGUUGCCCCCACCUCCUCCUCACCCCUUACAUAAAUGUUUGCGUGCCGCUAGUGCUCUCGCUCUCGGUCGACCCCCCCUUUGCCUCCGAAUAGUCUCUCACGCAGGCAGACGCAUCUCAUAUGCACACACACACACAUAGACACACACACACACAGACGCUUGGACACUAUUUUACGCGCACAUAUAUGCGCACAUAACCACACAGACGGACCUUACCCCCUCUCACCCGUCCAGCCCUGCGCCAUCCCUCCCACCCCUCUAUCUGAUGACUCCCCGGCGCACAGGUGGACGUGGUACGGAGCCGACUGUAGCAUCAUCACCAUCCUCGACACCUCCACUGCCAUCACCAUCCUCCUCCUCUUCCUCAACAUGUCCUCGUCGUCGCGCAAGAUCUCCUCCGAGUCGUUCAGCAGCUCGGUGGGCUCGGACUGCGGGCUCGAAAGCCCCGGGGGAGACGCAGGGGACAGCGGUUUGGAGCCGGCGGAGGAGAGCCGAGGCUGCCCCUUUUCCUCCUUCUCGUCCUCCCACAGAGCGGUGCUCUGGAACGGUCGCAGCCCCGCCGAGAGGUCGGCGUGCCCGGCGGGCGAGGAGCAGCAAGCGCCCGGUGGAUCCCACAAGAGGGUCACCAGGAGGAGACGGGUGAACCUCGACUCGCUGGGGGAGAGCCUGAGGAGGCUGACCUCACCCACGACACAGACUGUUCAGGAAGCUCUGCAACGAACUCUACAAUUCUACAGACAACAAGAGAUCAGGUGUCAGGACAUUGGGAAAGAGAGGAAAGAGAAGAAAGAGGAGAAAUGCCCCUUUCUAGAAAAUUCUGGUUCAGAAGAAGAUGUCCUACAAAUCCUACAGUACAUGGGCACCAUUCUGGGAGUACCAUUCUGUGAGCUGCGAGAGCAUUUUGGAGAGGAGUUCUUUGGCCUCUGCUUUGAAGAAAAUGAACGAGUACUUCGGGCUGUAGGCGGCAACCUCCAGGAUUUCUUCAAUGGUUUUGACGCCAUUUUGGAACACAUUCGCACCUCCACAGGGCGCCGUGCUUCAUCUGAGAGCCCCUCCUUCCAGUGCAAGGAUCCCCGCGAGGAAGAGAAAGGGAGAAGAAAAUUGAACAAAGUUGGAGAUCAAGGGGAAAGAAAUGGAAGAGGCAAGGUGUUGCUUCUUCAUUGUUUUAACCCUGCCCCUGUUGUCGGAUUGGUCAUGCCGGGGUUGAUCAGAGCUGUUGCCAAGCGGAUCUAUCAUUCAGAAGUUGAGGUGGAGGAGGUGCCACCUCUAACUCCCUUGUUGCCCAAUGAAGAUACAGAACACACAGAUUGUGACUCCACUACCCCCACUCCGACUGCAUCCCCCACCGCCUCGCCCUCUUCGUCCCCAUCGCCUCCGUCACCUUUUCCAACCUCUGUUCCCACAGUUUGCCUCUCCUUCCAAAUCCAGGAAACAUGCCCUCCUUCCCUUUCUUCCCUCUCAAAUGCCGGCUCUGUGAGCACUAAACAGCCUCCUCCCUCACUCUCCACCAACCCCAGUGAUCUUCGCAUUGGCCUGGCCACGUUUUGCCGUGCCUUUCCAUUUCACCUCGUCCUGGGGCCUCGCAUGGAGCUACUGCAGCUUGGGGAAGGACUGAGGAGACAGACGCGUAUUGAGCCUCUCCGGAGUCUCUCAUUCAGGGACUGUUUUGAGAUUGUCUCACCCAAGAUGGAUCCCUCAUUCCAAGGAAUCCUGCUGAGGCUUGCAUCCCCAUUUACGAUCCGCACCAGGCCUGACACCACACAGACUGGCACAAAGGAGAAGGUGAUGGAGUUAAAGGGUCAGAUGAUCCAUGUGCCCGAAUCCUGCUCCCUGAUGUUUCUGGGCUCUCCACGUGUUGAUAAACUGGAGGAGCUGAUGGGCAGGGGUCUCCAUCUGUCAGAUAUCCCCAUCCAUGAUGCCACGCGGGACGUUAUCCUGGUGGGGGAGCAAGCCAAGGCCCAGGAUGGCCUGAAGAAAAGAAUGGACAAACUCAAGGCCACAUUAGAGCGGACUCAUCAGGCACUGGAGGAGGAAAAGAGGAGAACGGUGGAUCUCCUUUAUUCCAUAUUUCCGGGGGAUGUGGCUCAGAAACUGUGGCAGGGUCAGCCAGUGCCAGCUCGCAAAUUUGAUGAUGUCACCAUGCUGUUCUCGGACAUCGUGGGUUUUACCGCUGUGUGCGCCCAGUGCACACCCAUGCAGGUCAUCUCCAUGCUGAAUGAACUCUACACUCGCUUCGAUUACCAGUGUGGCAUUUUGGAUGUUUAUAAGAUUGAGACAAUAGGUGAUGCCUACUGCGUGGCAGGAGGGCUUCAUAAGAAAGUCGAUAGUCAUGCAAAACCAAUCGCACACAUGGCUCUGAAGAUGAUGGAACUUUCUGAGGAAGUACUGACACCUGAUGGGAAACCUAUCAAGCUAAGGAUAGGUAUCCACACAGGUUCAGUGCUGGCAGGUGUGGUUGGCGUGAAAAUGCCACGUUAUUGCCUGUUUGGGAACAACGUAACACUGGCCAGCAAGUUUGAAUCGGGAAGCCAUCCGAGGUGUAUCAAUGUUAGUCCCACAACUUAUCAAUUGUUGAAAGACGACCGCUCUUUUUCAUUUGUUCCUCGUUCACGGCUGGAGCUCCCAGAAAAUUUUCCCAAAGAGAUCCCAGGGACGUGUUACUUCCUGGAGGCGGGGACUUCCCACAGCCAUGCCUCACUGACCAGCUCCCGCUCCGCUCCUCCGGCCUCUAUGAGGAAAGUCUCCUACAGCAUUGGGACCAUGUUUCUAAGAGAAACAAGUUUGUAGAUUCAACACGCAGACUAGGUUACACAGAUAUUCAUGAUGCGAGUGGCUGGAUUUGAACCCAUGGAACAUGCAGGAAACCAAUUACACAGAUCUUUGGAUAAUGUAAAAACUUGGAUUCCAACCUGUGGGAUGACCUAUUUGAAUGAAACUCAGAAAACGCUUUCAUCAUAGGUGAAAAAGAACAACAUGCCCUCAUCUCCCCUGAGAGAGGAAGAUAUGGUUCAAAAGACUUAUGGAGCAGCAGAUGCGCUCCUCUCACAAGGACACAUCCCCAAGGAAGUGUACUGAUGGAAUCAAUUAGUAGAGAAACCUUAAUACAAAACUUAAUGAUCGAGCUGGAUUCCUCAGCUCCAGACCUGGUAUCUUGAUCUCUCCAGUGGUCCUCGCUCCCAUACGGUACCCUGACCUGGGUCUACACAAUAACGUUUGGAGAAAACCUGGAGAGGGGCCAUACACAAGACCAGUGUUGCACUCAUUAGCAAUGGAAUUGCGCAAACAGAACAAAUCCAGUUUCCAUUAACAAUGUGGGUGCCGAGGAAUGAAGCUGUGUGAAUUUGUGGAAGAUGGCACCAAUGUUUGCUGUGCAUCAUGGCCUCUUGUUCAAGGAAGACCACUAAUGAAGAACAAUACAGCUCCCCUUCCUCCCAAUGCAACUGUCCCCGUAUCAUGUCAUGCUUUACCAAACAUAUUUCUAACAUCUGCUGCUUGUUACGUUUAAACCAUCCACCUAGGACCAGUUGGUUGGGAGCAGGAGAGACAAAACAGAGGCCCAAACAAGGAGAUUUGAAUUAAAAAGGGUUCAUCAAAGGACAAAUGGCAAAAACGCUCAUACUAAGCUGAUCUUAGAGCUUUGUCUGCUUCUAACCCACAGCAAACUAUAACUGACAACAAUCCAGCCAUUUCAUUGCAGGUACUAUGUGUAGGACUGAAAAUUAUUCCCAGCUCAGUGCCUUUUUACUGCUCAAAUAAGGACAAAUAUAGGAUGGAUUGAAUUCAAAUAUUUGAAAAGAAGAAAAAAAAACAAUAGAGAGCGCUUUAUUUAUCUAAUGUUUCCACUUGUUUUAAGACAUUUCUGUGCCAUUAGUGAAAGAAAUGAUGCGUGCCAAAGGUUAAAAGCCACAUUUGAAUCUGUGAUGUUGCAAGUCACCUGGACUAGCGACUUGUUGUGUGUUUUGUUUUGAGACAGUCACAAGUGGCUGGUAAGAUAAAUCAAGCGCUCCUCAACAAGUUCAAAUAUUUGAAUUUCUAUUCACCUGCCUUUUUGUCCAGAUCCAAUAAUACACAUAAUAUAGUGCUAAUAAUAUAGUACUAUGUUAACUUGUACACAUAGUCACAGUAUGCACACUUGACACGGCUCACAUUUACACACGUAAUCUUUUUUAAUUGCAUUGUUUUUUCUAUGAUACUUAUAUAAAAGUAUACACUAGCCCCGUCACAUUUACCCAACAUGACUCAGAUUCAUCUCGACUAGUUUGGUUGUAAAUUAAGUGUGAUAUGCUCAGUGGAAAUCUCAGGCCUUCCAAAAACUUCAACGUAGCUCAGUCACCCAGUCAUGGCAAAGUAAAUGUCAAGAGAUUUUGUCUUCAUAAACUGUAAUCAUAAAGUGGGACAUGAAGGGUUGAAGUCGGAUAGUCUGAUUGGGUGCCUUUCCAUAUUAAUUUACAAUAAUUUAAGUUAGAUUACAUUGCUGCCAUUGUUCUUCAUCAGUGAAGUACAAAUCAAAUAUCAAGUACGUCAAACUUGGAAUAGCUGUAUUGUAGGAGGCAGUACAAUCUGUGAAAUUUUACAUUUUCAUGUCAGUAGAAAUGUUUUUAUUAGUAUAAGAAUUACACAGAAUUAUUACCAUCACAUGCUAAAUUUAGCUCAUUACUGAUGGCCAAAAUGUUUUUAAAAUUAAAUUCGAAUGAGUGGUACUACCUGUGUGUGCUUACCUUCUUGGUGUAAAAAAAGUGUUUUCUAUCUGUGGUACGACAACAUCACAAUAUGGCUUAAGUUACUGACAAAAUAACUAACUGAACUGUUAAUAACUAACCUUCAAAAGGGCAAAAUACAUUUUGGUGAUGGUUUUAGUUCACAUUUAUAUUACAAAACUCCACCAAGAAUUAACGAGGGACUGCGUGUUGCAAUUUCACUACAUCUUGCCAAAUGAUUUACUGGUUGCAGGACCCCUAAAAGAUCAAAUAAAAUGUGCAAAUUUAGUUCUGAGACAACUCCAGCGCAGGCUAAUCUGUGUGAGGGUUUGGUUCCUGCUGUUUGUUGUGUACAUGGAGUUGUUAAAGUGCAGGAUGAGUACAUUUUGACAGCCCACCAGCCCUGGCAGGAAGUCUGCAGGAACAUGUGCUGGGUUUGCCAUGUGAACACAGAUUGCUGGCAAAUCAUCAGAGUAAUAAUUUACGUCAGACAAAAAUAUCGAAUGCUGAUCUUGCCAAAAGUUUCACCCACAAAUGGGAAUGCCCUCUAACCGAGACUAACACCAGCAUAACAAUGUAAUAUUCCUUAGUGGAGGACAGGACGGGAGGAAGGAGAAUAGCUGGGUCAAGAUUUCCUUUUGACCUCACAGUUUUUGAAGUGGAGAUGGGUUGCCAAGAGCUACCAAACUGGUCAUAGGUAAUUAUUGCCAUAAAUAAUUCUGUCAUCAGACGGCAGUAGCAUUAGAAAGCCUGAAAAGCUUGCACAUUUACAGCAUGUUCUGUAAAGGUUCUGGUCAAUUUUGGCAAUGAAAAUAGACAAUUUUGCUAACAGAGAAAAUGCAAGUAUAUUUUUGAGAAUAUUUUUUCCAUGCACCCCAUAGUCUUAUUCACAUUUACUGUAAAACGAAAAUAACUAUAACCUAUUUUCAAAAUUUGUUUUCUGUUGCUUAAGGUAUACUAUGCAGUAUAGAACUAACAAUGGACUAGACAAUAAACACAUAGAGGGAAACCCCAAUCAGUCAAACACAUGGCAGCAUAGUUUUUAGCCUAAAAAAUAUUAGGAAUUCUAACACAAAGAAAAUAUGUAUUAACCUGAAAGUAGGUGCCAUUGUUUAAUGAACCAACCUUGUAAUCUUAAGCUUAGAGAGUUUAUCUACAGUAUAAAUUCAUUUAAAGACAACUGGCAACUCAAUAUUAAUUUUAUGAGGGGGUCUGCUACACGUUUUAGAAGACAGCAUAAUGUUGAUCAUUGUGGCAACAAAGCCAGAACUGCUCCUGAGACCUAAACGUCUACAGAAUCCAUGUUCUUUUUGUGAUAUUCCAGAGAACCAGAAUCUGCAGCAAACACCUGGGACAGCAGUAAAAUAUACACCCUGCAUAAUUACACAUCGGUUUUACAAAAUAUUAGCACUUUGGCAUUUCUCUUUAUAUAAAUAUUGUUAAAUUUGUCCAAGAGAAGUAACUCUUGGUUCAUUACUAAAGGUCAGAUACACUACAGAUUGGUUCACCAGGUUUUCCAAGAUGCCAACAGCGGCUCUCCAUUUCUUUAAGGCCAUAUAAAGUACUAGGUAGCUUUCUUCUUUCUGAUGAUGAAGUAUAAUGUUUUAGAAAACAUCACUUCAAGCUUCUUAAGGUCUCUUGUAGUGACUUUAAAUGUUUUUAGAUACAAAUUCGGCUCAAUUAUUCAAAAAAAAAAAAAAAAACCAAACAAGUACAUUCAUAUUUAUUCAGUUUUGGCAGACAGAAAGUAAAAUAUGUGAACUGCGAAAGUUCAAAACCAUCUCAGUUUGACUAUAAUAUUACAUAAACAAAUGAAAUCAAUUUUAAAGAUCACAGAAGGGGCAAAAAAAUCUCCAUAUUGCUAAAUUGUAACCACCAGUAAAAAAAAAAAUUACUGAGGGACAUCACAGGACAGGUGAACCACUCUUGUGUGUAUUUGGGUUUUGCAGAGCCGCCUUUCCAAAACUGAUGCUCUGACUGUCGUCUUUGCGCUAACGCAUACAUACAUUAAUGUGUACUUGAUCAAUCUAUUGUACCAUAAAUCUAGUGCAGGCUCUCAUCUAAACUCCACUUCAGCCGUGCCUAAAUUCUGCUUCCAGGCUAAAUAAAGGACAUUACACCAGCGUUACUCCCACACAACUUGUGUCCACAGCUCAUGUCUCCAAGUCUGUAAAUUCUUGGCAUAAUAUUACAUGUUUGGCCAGAUCUUACAAGUCUUGCUGUUGUGAGAUGCAGAGGUGUUGCAGGUACUGGUUCUCUACAGUGCAGUUGUCAGUCAUGGAUUAUCAGACUGCAGUGCAGACUGUAGCUGACUUACUCACACACAGAAAUAUGUCACAGUUACAGUGGCAAUGCAGCUAAACUAUACUGUAUAAGUUGUGUCAAAUAAUGAACAAAUGUUCUCAUGAGCCAAAUACAUCCAUGACUCCACCAGCUGUUGUCUGCGUGUGUCAGACAAUGAGAUUAUACUGGGUUUGGCAACGUGCAAAUAUAAUUUGUUAAUAAAGGUCGACUGUACCUGUAAUAAAUCUGUACAAUUUAGAUCUAUUUAAUAUAUUCCAACUGACAAAUAGAAAUUGUAAUAAAAUUAUAUAUCGGAUUUUUUCACUGUAAUUCCCAAAAUGAUUUGACAUUUUCUCUGCUUUGUUGUCCUUUUUCUAUUUCAGCCAGAUACUUUGUCAGUCUGUGUGCCAUCUAAAGGCAUACCAAUGUCCCACAAAACCUUCACACCCUAAAGUCAUAUCUUUUUUGUUGAAGAGUUGCAAAAAAAAUGUAGGCACUAUUGUAAUUUUUUCAAUUCACGUCUUAUUUUGAAGGAUUUUCUUUGAUUGUGACACAUUUUCUCCAACUGAUUCAGCAUGACACUGUCAUUUUCUUUAAAUCGAAAAAAUAAAAUUGCUUACCAUGUUUUUUGCAGAACAUUGUUAUAAACUGUCUUGUUGCCAAGAUCAACUUCAUCCCCGCUGAUUUACAGUAUGGGCUGAUAGAAAUCUGCUCCCUGUUUGUUCAACAUGAGCCUGGCUUUAACAGCAGAAACAAACAUGGCUGAUGCUUGUCAUACAUGUCCAGGGUCCACGAGAAAAUUCAGCUCUCCGAAAAGAUGCUCAUUACUCCACUCAGAAUAGUAGCUUCCAUAGCGUUUGUUCACCAGCUUAUUUUAAAACUUAGGAAUUAUUUGUGACAUUUAAAAAUCCGUCAAUCUACUGGGAUCUCUCUCAGGCCUCACUCUGGGAACCAGUGACUGAUCAUCACGUUCCUGUGUAAAAAAAAAAUCUGGUCCGUGUUUGGUACUUUGGUGUCAUGUUGUAAACAUACCUGGACAUGAACCCUGUUUGAGCCUGCUGUUGGAAUCAGGUGUGUACUGUUUAUGGAAGGGGCUUGAUGACAGCUGUUGGUUUCUGACUGACAUUAAGGGCACAUCUUCUGUCUUAUAUGAUGUAAAUAAAAACACCAAGUAUCUUUAAUAAGGAAGAAA